Tachysurus fulvidraco (yellow catfish) is the source of this 1748-nucleotide messenger RNA. Its product is annotated as V-set and immunoglobulin domain-containing protein 2-like. Bases 94 to 1047 code for a protein of 317 amino acids. The transcript has 7 exons. Lineage: Eukaryota; Metazoa; Chordata; Actinopteri; Siluriformes; Bagridae. The record is from RefSeq and is a predicted model, not a curated record.
UCAGUGCCACGCAGGUGUGAGCUGUACAGUAUGUUAUCUCAGUAAACAACAAGGAAACGAAACCCGUAUAAUACGCGAGUAACACAAACAGACAUGGCUCACACUCGCAUGUUCUUCGUCUCUUGUAUUUUGAUCUACUGUUUUGAUGAAUCCUGGAGUUGGCAUGCAGUAGUUGUGAAGAGCUCAGUGUUCGCUCACUCCGGAUCAUCAGCUGAGCUCUCCUGCAGCUACAGCACACAAGCGUCUCAAGGCUUCACGCUGGAGUGGCGUCAUGCCGCUCCCGGGACUCCUGCUGUUCAAGCAAAGAGGGUGUUGUACUUCAAUGGGAAAUUAUACUGGGUGGACUCUUGGGAGGACAGAAUGACUUUAGUGCAGAAUCCUCCAGUGUCUGGCAUCGCGUCUGUGAUGAUCCACCAUGUCCAACCCAGUGACAGUGGACUGUACAUAUGUGAUGUUACCAAUCCAAACGACUGGUCCGGAAGCGGGCAGGGUCUCAUCAACCUGACGGUGCUGGUGGCUCCGUCGGUGCCUGUGUGUGAGCUGAAUGGCCACACCUACGUUGGGGAUGACGUAACUCUUACCUGCCACAGCUCCCAGGGGGUUCCUACACCUAUCUAUUCAUGGAGCAGAGAGCAAGACACAGCGCCUCUGCCCCCCAACAACAUUGUAGCAGAUCAGCGCACUGGUUCUCUUCUCUUGUCCAACCUUUCUUCUGCCUUUACUGGAACUUACACAUGCAGAGCUUCAAAUAAUCUGGGUGAGGCUGCAUGCAGCAUUGCAGUGAAAGUGGCACACGGCAGCAGUGCAGCAGUGGUUGGUGGUGUGCUGAUGGGACUUUUUCUCCUGGUCCUACUCGUUGCAGCGGCGGCCGUUUAUUUCUUCUUCUGCUACCAGAAAACAGCUCACAGCUGCACAGAGAACAAAAUGCGUAGAAAGAACGUUGAUUCUUCAGGGAAGCGCCAGUCAGCUGGUCCUCUGCUGUCAGCUCAUUUUGAUGGGGAUCAGCCUCCACAUCUCAGAGUCUCUCACCUCAGCCCACUGGUGUAAACGUGGACAUAUUAUCCAUGUACAUAGAAAAAUUUAUUCUAUCUAGGUGAUCUCCAAAUUCAUGACACUUAUUGUCACUGGGUGCAAAUGUGUGGGGGGAAAAAACAACAACAACAAAAUACCCACAAUAGCAGAUUAUUUUCUUUUCCUUGCUUGGCUUACGGUCUUGUUUGUCAUUUGCGAUGUUUCGGUCUUUGAGCAUACACAGAAGGAAUUUGUCAUUUUUGUGUGUACUAAAAUAACUGAAUAAUAUUUUUAUUAAUCUCCUAGAGAAACAUUGGAAAUAACCGGGCAUUACAGACCAAAACCAAACUUUGGGUACAAAAAGUAAACAUAUUGUAUCAGCCGUUUUAUCAUUAGAUAGUGAGUUUCCGUCUGAAUUAUAAACUUUUUUCCAGGAAAUACUUUUUUAUACACUAUAUAAGGCAUAGUGGGUGACACAAUCCAGUAAAAAUCAAUUUAAAUUCACAAGUUUUAUAUCUACACACAAUAAACACUUGCCAAGUAACAAAACAUUAAUUAUGAUAUAAUCUUAAUUUUUUAAUCAUUUAUAGAGAAAUAAAAUCAACUCAGGUUUAUUCUAUUUUUUGGCUUUGGGACAAGUUGUGUACAGGGACAGUUUGGAAAGGAACAAAAUUACACAGUAGUUUGAGUAUUAUAACACACAAUGUUGAGUGAUUACACCUUUUGAUGAUCUAAAA